This is a messenger RNA of Penicillium odoratum, 1758 nucleotides long. RefSeq lists its product as uncharacterized. The transcript has 2 exons. Bases 1 to 1758 code for a protein of 585 amino acids. Lineage: Eukaryota; Fungi; Ascomycota; Eurotiomycetes; Eurotiales; Aspergillaceae. The record is from RefSeq and is a predicted model, not a curated record.
AUGCUGUCCGCCCUCCGACCUCCCGACCGGACUACCUGGAUGAAUCAAGUCUGCAAUGGACCUGGUUGGCCUUCAAUUCCCAGCGAUCUGACCAUGCACUCCGUCAAGGACGACCACCGACCGCGAUCACAACACUCCUUCGAUUCUGUUUCUGCUAGCCCUUCCCCCGCCAAGCUUCGUCGACGAGCCUCUCAAGGAUCUCUCCGCUCCAAACCAUCAACCGUAUCCCGCUUUCUCUCCAAGGGCAGCGUGGCCGUCAACUUCCCCUCUUGGGAACAACGCAACUCGGGAUCGCCCCUUCGCAUUGAGUCCCGAACCCGAUCUGACUCUCGUCUUCGUCUGUCCACAACCGUAUCUCGCGGGCCGAGACCAUUAACAGCAUCGUCGAAUCAGUCUUCGCCCUGGAACUCUCCAAAAUCGUUCCAGGGUGACUACCCCACCACUCUCCCUCCCACACCCCCAGAAGACGAUAGCAACGUUGCGUGGAACCCGAAAUCGGAUAUGCUGUUGUUUGAUGGUCAUUCUCACAACCCGGCGAUGAUGGAUGAUGGCCCAGGAAUGAACACAUCACCGACCAACGGUCCUUCAGAUACACUGAGCAGCACAUCUGACGGGUUGUCUCACGGAUCGUCCAGCUCAGGCAGUCCCGGUCCUCACGAUGAGAUGGACUAUCAACAGGAUGUUGGCUCUUGGCUAGAUCAUGGAAUCAAUGUCACUGUGUCAUCAUUGGCGACCUCAAACCCUCGAGCGGAUGCUGUUAAGAUCGUCUCGCAAACCCUUCCAUACCCACGCACUACCAAUCAGUCCAUUCCCAGGUCGAGGAAUGACAGCAUCUUCUGCUCCAUCGUCCAGGCUGUACACAACCACCUCCAGCCUGGCCAGUCACCCUAUAUCAAUGUCACUCACGCCGUCCCCGAACAAUUUAGCCUGUCGAACCUCCCUCAUUCUCCUCCAAGCACCCCUCGCUCCCCCACCGCCGCUGAAGACUACUUCAACGCCACCGUCUUUUCCAGCGCCGCCGUGGUGGGUGCCUACCACGAUUUCCGUGGCCCUCUCCAACGUCACCUUUCCCAUACUCCCAUGCCCGUUGUACCUCCCCACAGUGUUCACAUCUCCGUUCUGGAGCGGUAUCUCCCCCCACCCUCCGCCCAAGAAUACCGCGAUGUUUUCUGCCCAACCCGCCCAUCCUUCCUCGUCGAUCGCCUCAGCGAGCUAUCUCCAAACGGCGGCUCUCUUCUCUUCGUAUAUCCGACCAAGAAAGGUGCAUCUACCUUCAAGUCACAAUACCUAGGCCCCAUCCUAGACCCACUCCUGCGACAACUCGUCGUGGUUAAUGGACUAUCCGCGGACGUGGGCCGUUACUUGGGCAAAAUGUCCACAGUCUCCCAGAUGGAUGACUUCGCCACUAUGAAAGCAAACAUCAACUCUCUCUGCGACGCCUUGAGCUCCCCAUCCUCGCAAUUUCAGAUUGCCGACGCCGGCCGGUCCAGCGCCCACCUAGACCGAAAUCUUUGGGUCGAGUGGUUCAUCCACCAAGAAAAAGCGCGAAUGAAGGAAGUUCUCAGCAUGUACUGGCAAAACAGCCGCCGCCCACCGGUCAAGACCAUGAAUUCCGGAAUGAGCGACGGCAAAGAUGUCACCUCCGCCAUGCUUCUUAGCGAGAUCUUCGAAGGCAUUCGCAAGCGGCCCUAUGGCGAAGACAAUGAACCUCGCGACGGAGUCGAGCUAGGUGUAUUCGUGAUUCGCCGAACCCACUAA